AUGAGCUCAUUGAACCGUAGCGCACGAGCGCAUAGGAGCACCAAAGUGCCCAACGCCAUUCUCAGACCUGCCCCUCCAAAUGUCGGGGCGAGUGGAAGCUCAAAGAGUGCGCGGGCAUUCAGAUCCGAGGCUGAUAAUGCCGAGGCGGAUGCUCAUUUCAGAGCCCUGAGACAGGCAGCUGAUCAGAGGGCAGAGCAGAUGGACGAAGACUCGAAUUGGAAUGAGAAACCCUUGUUAGGAGCUGUGAUUGGCUUUUCGGGACUUGGAGACCGAAAGGUGAGCACAUAGCAAGCGAAGUGAACCAGCAAGUGGGACGGAAGGGAUGACGAUUUGCGCACGCACGUCAUCGACCCCGGUCUUGUUGGCUGACACAGCAUGACGACCUUGCCGACUUGAUCGAGCAGAACCACUAUCAACAGAUGGCGAGGGAUCUCGGUGCCGAAGCGCGGUCGGAUAUGCCGGAAAAUACGCACUUUUUGCUGGCGGUCGAGCCGCUUAGCGAGAAGUGCACUAGGGCGGUGGAUGCUGGGAUCCGCAUAGUGCAGCCCAGAUGGCUGGAAGAGGUCAAGCGCCGAUGGUGUCAUGAUGAGCCCGUCGAUAUUGAUGGCGUGAGUCGAGUGGCUGGCUGCACGGCGCGAUGGCCGAUGACAUCGAAGCGUUGGUGCUUACUCGUCACUCGUGUGGCCCGCUUGUUUUGCAUCUCCAGUUGGCUACCGAAUACGCGUUGGAUACGUUCGCGACUCUCAACGUGGUGUUAGCAGGGUUUCACGAUGGUGAGUCGUCUUCCUGAGCUCGAGCUUGCAACGAAGCACCCUGCUCACUCUGUACCGGGUCCAUCUACAGCGGAGGAGCGCAGAGAUAUCCGAACACGGAUGAUCGGAGCGGGAGCAGAGUGUCCAAGAGAUACGGAUCUGGCAGCUGGCGGACACACUCACGUGCUUUGCAGCAGCACGGCCAAGUCCGAAUCCAUCACGCUAAAGAGCGUCCUCAAGUUCAAGGGCCGUGCGGAAAGGUAUAUUCGCAGGAGCGAGAAGAUCCCUACUGGAGCACCAGAUGCUGCGCAGAUGCUCAACGCAAUCGCGAUGCACUGCGUCGUGCUGGAGUGGAUGCAGGAUUCGCUGGAAGUUGGAGGUGAGUCAGCUGCUCCCGCCUCGAGAUCGUCGAGAGCUCGAUGCAUAGUGGACUGACCAAUCACAUGGUCUUCUGCAACAGGAUGUCUGGAUAGUACGAGGUAUGAAUUGAACAAAUUUUCACUGCAACCAGCCGAUCGCCGAUCGUUCAUAGAUGCCACGCUCAGAAAUCGCACACGAGUAGCUGAGGACUUCAAGGCGCGCCACGCUAGUGCUGUAGCUCGAUCUGUUGCGCAAGACGUGUCAACGGAAGGUGACGAGCGCGUGUCCAUCCAGCGGGCGACACAACAGGCAAACAAUCCCAACAUUCUGCGCAAGAUUAUCGCCCAAGCUAGCGACGAUGGCCCCGAAGGUCUUGCUCAGCCGGACAAAGCCCCUCUGGGAGGAUCCCGUGAACAUGCAUUUGGAGAUCACGGCGAGCAAUCCAAAGAGAAGGGGGCUCAAGCAGCCCAAGGGACGAAGCACAUUCAGACAGAGAUCAAGUCGUCACAGAAGGGGCCGAAGGCAGCACACUCGCCGCAACAGCAGGGCGAGCCCGCCUCAUUCAGCACUAAAGGAGUCUUCGCAGGAUUAGCAUUCACGCUGGAUCUCGUCGAAUCCAAGUUCCAAACGCGUGUGGCGGAGCAGAUUGUGCGAUACGGAGGCCGAGUGCUACCCGAUGCGCAGGCGCAUCACGCCCAGUACUGCGUGGUCGAGUGUUGUUCCAGUCCCGAAUGCCCUACAUCAUCCUCGCCCAAUGCACUGCAGGUGACAAUUUGGUGGAUCGAGCGUUGCAUCCACCUCAACAACCUGGAGCCGAUCGAUUCAACGCCUUUCGCAAGACCGAGCACUCCGUUCAUACCGCAAGCCGUUCUCAAGGGCUUGCGCAUCUCCAUCACUCAAGCCGGACACAGCGUGGACGACUCGCAGAGCUCGCGUGUACUGCAAGUUCUUGGUGUAAUACCCAGUUCUAGCUUUGGGAGAGGCAGGUACACUCAUCUAUACUGCGGAAGCGAUGAGGGUGGACCAGAGGUCUCACGCAGCGAGAAGGUCAAAGCAGCGCGGGAAUGGGGUGUCCCAAUCGUCGGCGCGGCAUUCGUUCGUAGACUUUACGAGGAAGGCAUCGUCGACCCACCAGGUGCACCUUUGUCGUCGUGUGGCGGGCAGCAAAAUAGCCAAGUGCUCCCCGACUCGCUGGCAACAACGGUGCGAAGAACUGACAGCGAGUGCUCGAACAAGGCCUCGCAGAUGACGCAAUCGAUGGCGAUGGUCCAGAUGAAUCGGCCAAAACAAGUCGCACAAAAGAAGGCGCCUCAGAUAGAGGCAGAUGUGAGCGCGUCAGCGACGCACCCUGUAACCGCCACUCAGAUCGCUUGGGAAUCGGUAAAUCAGUCCAUGGUCGGGCAGCUUGCUGCAGACGAGCUGGCUGGACUGCUCAAUGGGACGAGAAGCACCACGACGGAAAAGGUCAAGCGACCCACCUCGGCGGACCUCCUGUCUAGAAGCAAGUCGCGCAAAGGGCCACCUUCCCGCUCUGGCAGCAAGCGAGCCACGUCGAUCGGUUCUGGCACAGGAAGAGAUGGAUCGACGAGUCCUGAAAAGGGAGGCAGAGACGAUUCUGUAGACUCUGGAAGCGUUUCGCCAUCGAAGUCCCAGACUGCGGAAGGCCGAGCAGAAGAGUUGGUGCAACGCUUUGCGCAGCACGAGCCUGGCAAUUCGGAUGAGAGCAAGAUGCAGGCUACUCGGAUCUGCUGGGAAGAUCCGAAUGCUAAAAGAGGCAUGUUGCAACUACAACAAAUGAUGGCCGCUUCGAUACCUAGCAUAGCACCCACUCGCUCGCCCUGCAAAGACGAACCUUUCGCGGACCACGCCUCACCAAGGAAGACGACGAACGGCGGCAAGAGAAGCACAACGUCGGCAAACGCUGCUGCGCAAUCUUUCGAAAACGCUAGCGCCAAACGUGCUCGACUGUCGCACACAGCUGCCAAGGCGGCCGUUGUGGGAGCGAAAAACUUGUCCCCCUCCAAGAAUGCAUACGAGCUCGACGAUCAGGGCUUGACUUCUCCUAGCAGACAGGUUCUGGCGCGCAAGCAACCAAACUCGAGAGCGUAG
This is a messenger RNA of Ceraceosorus bombacis, 3221 nucleotides long. Lineage: Eukaryota; Fungi; Basidiomycota; Exobasidiomycetes; Ceraceosorales; Ceraceosoraceae. The record is from the annotation of a GenBank genome assembly.